AACAACAAGUUAUAUUUUCGGUUGAUAUUAGCAAUAAUGCCUUACUCUAAUCGAGCUAUCUAACGUAAUAUAGUUUAAAAUGUCGAAAAAAGCAAUGUUUGUGGGACGCGAGUAUUCAACGAACAUUCAAUAUUAUAGCUCAGUUUAUAAUACAUCCACCAUAUUCGACUUAAACCACACUGAAAGUCAAGUUCAGCAACAGAUUUAUAACCAGAAUCAUGUGGGCUAUGCUCCACCUUCGACUACUCGAACUAUUAAGAAAAGAAACACAGCUAACAAAAAGGAGAGGAGAAGAACACAAAGUAUAAACAAUGCCUUUUCCUAUUUGCGAGAAAAAAUUCCUAAUGUUCCGACAGAUACAAAACUAUCAAAGAUAAAAACAUUAAAAUUGGCCAUAUUAUACAUAAAUUACUUGGUUAAUGUCCUCGAUGGGGAUCAGGAUCCGAAAGGCGGAUUUCGAGCAGAGCUGAAGCCAAUGAACCGAAAGAUUUGUAGCGAAAAGAAGCAGCAAUGUCUGAAGAACGAAAUUCAAAAUGUGCCCAUAUCUGCUAAGGGCCGUACGGGAUGGCCACAAGAUGUUUGGGCGUCGGAACUUAUUCCAGAACAUAAUUAA
Messenger RNA from Drosophila serrata, 613 nucleotides. RefSeq names its product heart- and neural crest derivatives-expressed protein (gene Hand). Gene Ontology annotation, biological process: regulation of transcription by RNA polymerase II; developmental process. The record is from RefSeq and is a predicted model, not a curated record. Lineage: Eukaryota; Metazoa; Arthropoda; Insecta; Diptera; Drosophilidae. Gene Ontology annotation, molecular function: DNA-binding transcription factor activity, RNA polymerase II-specific; protein dimerization activity; RNA polymerase II transcription regulatory region sequence-specific DNA binding.